AUGCUCGUCAAGUCAUCCAAGCUAGUCUUUCUCGGACUCUUUGUUGCACUCCUCGGGCCCAAACAAAUCUUAGCCUUGCCCCCUCUUCGCAUACCAAGCGCAAAGGGCGCACAGGAGAUGCCUCCUAUCCAUCCACUCAACAUCUCUCCACCAGGCAAGCGUCCCGCGCAAGAGAAAUUUGACGACUCGUCGCUCCUGGAGCAGCUUGCGGUACGUACAUGUGACUGAACAGCCUUGCUCUGUUGAUCCUGAUGGCUGCUCGACUUGUGCGCCGCCCAUGCCUGGAUGGAUAGGCAUUGCCCCCAAUCAAGACGAGGUGAGCGGCACGACGGGCAGAGGUAUGGCCUUUCUUUCCAACGAAAACGCUCACUCUCGCGCGCCCCGUCAGAGUGGAGAAGUCCAGUCUCGACACACUGACACCCACAACCAAGAAGGCUGGUGAGCCCUCGCUUCAUGAUGGCAAACCCAAUGCUCAUGCUGACAUUUGCCUGCCUAUCGUCGCAAGCGGACGCGCUGUACAACCGUUAUAAAUCGGCCGUAGCUCGUGCAAGAAGGUCCCUGUACCCACUGAACAAAUUCGCAGUCAAGCCUGAACGCAUGAACAGUUUUCACAAGUGGCUCGUGAAUUCUAGUUCUAUGCAACCCUUGGGCGAUGGGGUCGCUGUGACCAAUCGUGCCGGACAAGCGAGCACGUCUGCGACUCGCGUGGAACAUGGAACGGGAGCGCCAGUGCUUCGUCAAAAGCAUGGCGAGGUGAUCCGGCUUGCUGGAAAGAAGAACGUCCCUACUCCUGGUGGAGUCAGUGUGAAUGUGAGAGGAUGGCAUCGAGGUAGAACGCCUGCGGGUGUACCCGACCUGCUUUGA
This is a messenger RNA of Ceraceosorus bombacis, 864 nucleotides long. NCBI's taxonomy places the organism in Eukaryota, Fungi, Basidiomycota, Exobasidiomycetes, Ceraceosorales, Ceraceosoraceae. The record is from the annotation of a GenBank genome assembly.